Molecule: messenger RNA, 2470 nt
Organism: Juglans regia (Persian walnut)
Lineage: Eukaryota; Viridiplantae; Streptophyta; Magnoliopsida; Fagales; Juglandaceae
Product: inactive TPR repeat-containing thioredoxin TTL3-like
Exons: 5
Coding region: 324-2147 (607 amino acids)
Cellular component (GO): cytoplasm
Molecular function (GO): protein binding
Source: RefSeq, a predicted model, not a curated record
GAGAGAUUGUUUUCUGGCAGCCACUUCAGGAGGCCAUGCAGAUCAUCUCCUGGGGCUAGGCCAAAUUCUCAGUCUUUCUCAUGUCUUUGUUAUUUGGUUUUGUUUUUUUGGGUACUUUUGUAUUCGACAUGAAACAUUAAGAUCAAUAUGUUUUUUCAAUGCUACCUUUCAAGGCUAUGUUUUUUGUAAUCUAGUUAAUCAGUUUUAACAGCACCAAUGUUCGUCUCAUUUUUGGCAAAAUAGCACGCAAUGAAUAUUUCCCUUCAUCAAUAAACUACACCAUCAACAAGGAUUGAGUAGAGUACUUGAUAGGUAAUUUCAGAAUGGAAGACAGCUCGCCGGAGAAGAAAUCAGGUUGUGGUAUAUUAAAUGCAGUUUUUGGGCGACAUAGCUUUUGGCCACGAAGAUCUACCUCAACCGGUUCGAUUCCCACUGGGAACCGUCCUGAUUUUGUCAAGACACCAGACACUCCAAAUUCAAGGAGGAGACGAGUUGGCUCCGAUGACAGCUCCAUCCUUGAAACCUCAUCAAAUGUAUCAGAAUCGUCAUCAAAACCCGUGGGUAGACCUAUCCAAAAUCCUCACAUGCCGCCUCCUUUCUAUCGCCAAAACUAUGGCAGACCCUUUAAUGAGGCUACGUUAGUGGCACCCUCAUCAGGUACAGGCUUAGCAAAGAUAGCUCCUUGCCAAGGAUAUGUCAACCAGGGGAAGAAGGUGCCAUGGGAAGCCAUUGGCAUUUCUGGGGAGCUCGAAAGCAUCAUCGUGGAUCACCAAAAACAUCAGGGAGGUAGUAAUCUUGUUCGGGCGUCAUCGAGCAACGUCAUGCUUUUUGGCAAUCUGGGUAACUUGAGGCAACCAGGAGGAAAUGUGAAUUCGUACAAAGUUUUUAAUCAUCAUCCCAAGUCAGAAAGAGAAGAAGGCCCGAUGUUCAACGGAAAUUACUCAACCAGCGUGAUGGGAAAUGUGGUAAAGAGUGCUAAUAGAGAAGGGAAACUAGGCGGAGAACAGUCAGGUUCCUUGUGCAGGGCUAUCUCGACUAGAACGGAUCCUGAAACAUUGAAAAUUUUGGGCAACGAGGAUUACAAGAAUGGAAGAUUUGCAGAAGCCCUGGCCUUGUAUGAUGCUGCAAUUGCUAUUGACCCCAACAAGGCUUCGUACAGAAGCAACAAAAGUGCUGCAUUAGCCGCUCUGGGUAGGAUUCUUGAGGCAGUUUUUGAAUGCAAAGAAGCCAUCCGUAUAGAACCUCAUUAUCAUAGAGCUCAUCAUCGUUUGGCAACAUUAUAUUUUCGAUUAGGGGAGGCAGAAAAAGCUCUGUAUCACUACAAACAUGCAGGACCGGAGGCCGACCAUGUUGACAUUGCCAAGGUGAAAACGCUUCAGGCGCAUCUCAACAAGUGCACCGAGGCUCGCAAAUUACGAGAUUGGAACACCCUGAUUAAGGAAACAGGGAGAGUCAUGUCUGCAGGAGCAGAUUCAGCACCACAGAUAUUUGCUUUUCAAGCCGAGGGCUUGUUGAAGCUCAGGAGGCAUCAGGAGGCGGAUGAGACAAUGCUGAAGGGUCCGAAUUUCGGGGCUGACGCUUGUACUAAAUUCCUGGGGCCUAUUGGUAGUGCAUAUGUGCUAGUCAUCCGGGCUCAAGUUGACUUGGCAGCCGGCAGAUUGGAUGAGGCGUUGGAGGCAGUUCAACGAGCAGCUCGCCUUGACUCGAAUAAUAGGGAAGCAAACAUUUUGAUGAGGAAGGCUAAGGCUGUUGCAGAAGCUCGAUCAAGAGGUAACGAGUAUUUCAAGGCGUCGAGAUUCUCAGAGGCAAGUGCUGCAUACGGGGAGGGACUGGAACAUGACCCAUAUAAUUCAGUGUUGUUGUGCAACCGAGCCGCCUGUCAGUCCAAACUUGGCCAAUUUGAGAAAGCAGUGGAGGACUGCACUGUUGCCCUUAACGUACGACCCUCUUACUACAAGGCUAGACUGAGAAGAGCCGAUUGCAAUGCCAAGUUGAAAAAAUGGGAAGCUUCCAUUGAAGACUACGAAGUCUUGUCAAAGGAAACACCGGAAGACGAGGAGGUGCGCCGACUCUUGUUGGAGGCCCAGAAUCAGGUCAAGAGACAACGUGGUGAAGAGGUGCAAGGCAAUUCGGCAUCAAGUGUGUAAUGGAGCUGAUUCGGGUCGUCAUCUUGUCCCAAGUAAAAGGAGACUCAAGACAUGGAGAUCGAGAAAAAAGCCUAAAGCCACCCAUGGAACUAAAAAUAAAGGCCCCGGCCGGAUAGAGAAAUGAGCUAGCUAACUAGCAGCAGCGCGAUACAUGGUCUUCUGGAAUAUCCUAACAAGCUAGCUAGGAGCUGCCUGGCUAGGAUACAAUACCAAAUCAAUAGGAAAAGAAAAAACAAACAAGGGUGUUUAAUCUAGAGAGGAAUUGAGAAUUGACUAUACCUUUUUAAACAGAAGUUCAAUAGAUAUACGUUCUAUUGAUUCAA